CUUCGGGAAAAAAACUCCCAUAUUGCUUAAUUAAUUGGUAAGAAUAUCUCAGCCUAGUCUUAGCUUGGGGGACCUUGCCAGCGACUGUCGACUGAAAUCAUUGACGCGGCGAAGGAAGCAGCGCUAUACAGCUGCAGCGAUUCAGCGAAGGGCGGAACGGAGAAGGGAAAGGGCCGAAGGCUUCUACCGGGCUACUUGUUCUACGAAUGUGCGACCACUACGUCGGACAGAGCAACGAAGGGCUAUAAAGUGGAAGUGUGUGUCAAUGGCUAAGGCUUCAAGGCUCAAACCAGCAACUGUGUACCUCUACAUUCCCAACAUUAUUGGUUACAUGAGAAUUUUAAUGAACUGUUGUGCUUUUGCAAUAUGCUUCACCAACAAAAGGCUUUUCUCAAUCUUAUAUUUUGCUAGCUUUGUAUGUGAUGCUUUGGAUGGUUGGUUUGCUAGGAAAUUCAACCAAGUUUCAACAUUUGGAGCUGUUCUGGACAUGGUGACAGAUAGGAUCAGCACUGCUUGCCUCCUCGUGAUUCUUUCGCAAGUUUAUAGGCCUGGCUUGAUUUUCUUGUCUUUGCUCGCUUUAGAUAUUGGAAGCCACUGGUUGCAAAUGUAUAGCUCCUUCUUGGCUGGGAAAACAAGCCAUAAAGAUGUGAAGGACAGCAGUAGUUGGCUAUUCAGGACAUACUACGGGAAUAGAAAGUUUAUGGCUUAUUGUUGUAUAUCCUGUGAGGUUCUUUACAUCCUCUUAUUUCUUUUGGCAGAGAACCAAACUGAAAGUUUGAACGAUGUUCUUAUCAAUUCUGCAAUGAAAAGCUGGCUCUACUUUUCACUGCUUUCCUUGCUUCUCUUUGGUUGGGCAACUAAGCAGUUCAUCAAUUUUAUACAGAUAAAGACGGCUGCAGAUGCAUGUGUGCAGUAUGACAUUGCGAAGCAGCAAUAGCAGGGUACCUCCUAAUGCAAUGUUUAUUUAGAUGGUAACACCCAAUUCAAUUUUAGAGGUUCUCUUUGUCAUUUCUCGCUUCUUUGAACAGAAAAGCCGACGCUUGACUAAGAAACGGUUCUUCUCUUUUUGAUCAUUUGAUGGAUUAGCCUACAGCCUGGGCACAUCAUCAAUUUUUCUCUGGUCUGAGUUUUCACACAAUUGGAGACUUGUACAUUACUAACUGUUUUCCUGGACAAUCUUAUGUUACAUUUGAGUUGUCUCGAUUUGAUGUUUUUUAAUUGCUUGCUUUAAGAAAAUACGUUUGGCAGGAAACUGGGUUUCCUUCAUUCUUUGCAGUUUAACUUGCUCUGCCAAGCCAUUAUCAUUGAUCAAUUUUAUUAAUCAUUUUGAUGUUUGAAUAUACUUUCUCUGUUCAUAUAUAAUUGCAAUAAUUUGAAUUUCACUGUGA
This is a messenger RNA of Cuscuta epithymum, 1388 nucleotides long. The record is from the annotation of a GenBank genome assembly. NCBI's taxonomy places the organism in Eukaryota, Viridiplantae, Streptophyta, Magnoliopsida, Solanales, Convolvulaceae.